Molecule: messenger RNA, 3638 nt
Organism: Solea senegalensis (Senegalese sole)
Lineage: Eukaryota; Metazoa; Chordata; Actinopteri; Pleuronectiformes; Soleidae
Product: HMG box-containing protein 1-like
Exons: 12
Coding region: 1591-3309 (572 amino acids)
Biological process (GO): regulation of transcription by RNA polymerase II
Cellular component (GO): nucleus
Molecular function (GO): DNA-binding transcription factor activity, RNA polymerase II-specific; protein binding; RNA binding
Source: RefSeq, a predicted model, not a curated record
CCGUACAAGGCGACGGCUGUGGUGAGUUGAGGAAAGUUCAUUGAAAUAAUUUAAAGGCUUUUAAGUGUUAAAUUGCACAACGUCUUUCGUCAAGCGAGUGCGCUUUGCCUCAAGUUGACACACGAGUAAUAAUGUGGAGCUGACAUCGUGUAUUUAAGUGUUAAAAAGCAGAUUAGCUCCAGCGCAGCUUCAUUGUUGACGAGAGCUGGCUGGUUUUGUUGGAGCUGCCUUUGCGCAACAAGAUGGUUCGUCAUUUUUAAUACAUUUCAUCGCUAUUUCUUUGCUCAGUGUCCGUCGUUAUGUGGAUUUUUAUGUCAAACCGCUGAGGAUUGAGGUCGAAUGGAUUCUCGUCGACGCAACUUUAGUAUUUGGCACUUUUUGUUUCGCGUCAACAAACACUGCUCCAUUUUUUUACGAUAUACAAAGCUCAUAAACGUCCAGACUAUGAUCAUUUAAUAGCAUUCUAUGUUGUGACUACUGUCAGUUUUCCCCGGGUGGUCGAUGUCGUGCUUUUUACUCGGUAUAAACUACUCACAACAACUGUAUUAUAGCUGCUCUUCUCAGCAUUGAAUGAAUGGGCCGUUUAUGCGCAUGCGCGCAGUGUCUGAAAAGUUUAUAAACAAGAUGAGUCACAUGACGAGGACAUUGAGUAAUAGAUAAACACGUUCUUAUCACGUUUACAUGUGUGCAAACUGUGAGAUUGUCCCAUUUAAUUGAUGGGGAUGAAUUUCCAUGAUAAGGAUAGUUGUCAGUUGAGAAAUAAUGGUUUAAUGCAGUUUGCAGUUAUAAUAUUGUGUUAUUUCAUAGCUUUUUGUGUAAUAUUUAGGUGAGUUUAUGGGCAUGAAUUGAAUAUAAUAUACACAGGUAUGUUUGUAUUAGUGUAUAAAAAUUAAUUAUUUGUUGUUAUGUAGCUCUUGUGCAGCUCCAUGUUGCAGCCCGAUGGAUAAACCAACCAGACUAUAUGUUUUGAGUUUUGAGACGAAAGUUUACCACACAAAAUGCAUCAUAUUUGGUAUGUGGAGGCCACCGUAGUUCCUUGAUGUGCUUCAAAGAGGGAGGAGUUCCCCAUUUGUCGCAUUCUGCAGUCUUGCCAUUAGAUGUCACUAAUUCCUAUACACUGGCCCUUCAAGGGUCUCAGUAAAAAAAAAGAAGUAUUGUGUUUCACAUUAAAAUGUUUACUUCAAAAAUGUAUAGUUUUCGUAACAACCACAUUUUGUUAUAUUUUAGUAAACAUGGUUUUGUAACAGUUUAAGAUUGACCUCAGUGAUGUCUUUGUAUAUUAGUUUCCACUACAUCCAUAAGCUUAUGGAGGAUACAAAUAACAUGAAAGUAGACUACAGACAGAAGGCCACACCCUUUUACUAUAUGUUAAAACAAGAUUUUAAAAAAAAUACUGUAUUUAACCUUUUUUUUUUUUACAGUAAAUUGCAAUAAUAUUGUGAAUCGGACAUUUUCAAACUGUUCCUAACCUAGUCUCUCUAUCAUAACAGUAAGACAGAACUAAACUGGAGCGUUGAGCAUGUGUCUAUACUUAGGUGUGUUUUUUUAAGUGAUGGCAGACAGCCAGAGUUACCCUAUAUCACUCCAACCAUGUACAGCUCUGUAAAGGAUUAUGUUUCUCUUUGUGUGUCAUUGCAGUGGGGUUGUUUGUCAGUGGCAUAUACGUCAGCUCACAUCUAUGAUCAGCGAUGUGUAGAUUAUCCUAACCAUAUAUAUAUAUGGUAUAUUUCACUUUACAGAAAUCCUACAUUACUGAACAAGUAUCCAGCUGUGUUGUGUAACCCUGUUUCAGUGACUGUGGACAUCAUGGUGUGGGAGGUGGUGACCCCAGCCGUGCUGUCGAGUGACCCCAAAAACCUCAAUGUCCAGGAGCACGAGUCUCAGGCUGAACACACCGGAGUGACGAUGGAUGCAGACGGAGACCAGUCACAUGACCUCCUCUGCUCUGAACACUUCCCCACCUCACCCGGCGUCCCCACCUGUGACAGCUACAUGGAAUAUGAUGAUCUGCCAGAUUUACAGGAGGUUCCGGAGGAGGCGGAGCCGGCAGCACCAACCGUUUACCAGGUGGAGAUAGGCGUGUCUCACCAGGAGACACGCGGAUUCACAGAAGCACACAGUCCACAGCCUCCUGACACACACCGGCUGACACAGCUGGCUCACAUCGCCACUGGGUCUCAGAGCCCACUACUGCAGGAGUCUUCUCACAGCAGCUCCUCUUUAGUCUACAUAUCAAACUCCAGAGGUGAUCUUCAUUCCUAUGCCCGGCCUCCUCCUCCUCCUCCUCCUCCUCCUCCUCGUCUCCCCAACAGCACCUUGUCACCCCCUCGAGGUCAUGCCAGGGAGCGUCGGCGCAGCAGGACGACAAGUGAAUGUGGCUCUGCGGUGUCCACCAGAUCUUCUCUCUCUGACGAUGAAGACAUGGGCUGGAGCUUCUCCUGGCCCCCCACUGCCUGGCACUGUUUUCUCAAAGGCUCUCAUCUGCGGUUCCACAGUGGCUACAAUGUGGAGUGGCAGGAUGCUGAGGAGUUGGACUCCUAUGAUGAGGAGCAGUCCAGAUCUCUGAAGAGUUAUGGCUCUGAGGGUCUGCAGCUGGUGGAGCACUCAGAGGUCGUGCUGUCUGGUCAGGCUGUCCUACAGCUCACCUUUGACCCUGGCACAUUCGGACACACCCCCGUGACCGCCAGGUGCCAACUGGACCACCCGUUCUACGUGAAAAACAAAGGAUGGUCGUCCUUCUACCCAAGCUUGACUGUGGUGCAUUAUGGGAUACCGUGCUAUGAAAUAGAAGUAGGGGAUAUGUGCCUGCCUCCAGGACACAGAGAUGCCAAACACACGGACGUCUCACUGGUCUUUGACGCCUUCAGGAGCCAUGACUUCACUCCUCUGGACUCCUCUGCGGUGUAUGUGUUGAGCAGUAUGGCCAGACGGCGACGUGCCUCCCAGUCCAGCGGAGGAGCCGCUUCUCCGGACAGGGACGCGUCACGAGAUGCCAAACAAAAGCCAAACAAGAGUCAGUCUGUCAGUGCACAGGAGGGAGGUAACACCGCCACGGCAGUUAAGUGCAAGCGGCCGAUGAACGCCUUCAUGCUGUUUGCCAAGAAGUUCAGGGUGGAGUACACACAGAGAUAUCCUGGCAAAGACAACAGAGCCAUCAGCGUCCUCCUCGGUGAGCACUGGAAGAAAAUGCGAAGUGAGGAGCGGCGGGCGUUCACCCUAGAGGCCAAAGCUCUCGCAGACGAACAGAAAAGACUCAACCCAGACUGCUGGAAACGCAAACGAACCAACUCUGGUUGUCAGGGAAAUUAAGUCUUCAGAGAUGAAAAGAGGACACACAUUUAAAAACAGACAGAGAGGAGAGAGGCGUUGUGUAUUUCGCUGUCGGGCCCACCUUGAUCUCUCCUGAGUUAAGAUCGUCUUUUUAAGAAUUCUCACGCAAAGUUGACACAGUCCAAAUCAGAGGCAGUGACAAAGAACCAGUGGCAAAGAGUCACUUCCUUUCAAAUGUGCCGAUUCCUCACUGUGAACAUGCCAAGGUCAUCACAUUACGACGCAGGUCGUGAGGCUUCUAGUCACGACUGGAACUCCACAAAUGACUUUUACAGCACAUACAUUGACAUUUGGAAAAAAAAGAGUGA